AUGGCUUUAUCAUGCUACCUGCCGGCAGAGAUACUGUCUGCACCAGAUUAUGCAGUGGGUUGGCUAGCAAUGCGAUCAACAAAGAAAAUACGCCAGCCGCUGAAUUUCGCGUUGGCCGCCACACUGUCGCGGCUUGCUCCUCGCUUGUCGCUCUUGAAGGUUUCGCCCUUAUUAGCUGCUGUUUCGACUGAUGCAGAUGCCAGACGCUUCUUUGUGUCAGCGUACGACAAAUUAUACCAAGGGUUGGGUGAUCGAGGACAAAACGCCUUGCGGCAGCUUGUUGAUGGACUCACAAAGUUCUGGCGCUUUGCAGAAGGUCCGAUUGACCGCUGUGGACUGGCGUAUUUUCUGUCCAGCAAGUUUUCCAACGUCUGCACCCUAUCAGCUGCCACGGUGGCAUCCAUGUAUGGCUUGGACUUGCCGGCAAUGCUGAGUUCCUGGGGGAUCUCUGCAGAUGCGCAGAAGGAUGCGGGCUUGCUAGCGAGUGCAGCCGUUCUCAAUAUUCCCUUUGUACCACUGCAUUUCUACGCCCCGGUGAAAGCUGUCUCUCUUCUGGAGGGCCUGGCUUCCAAAGCCUGGCAAGAGGCAUCAGACGAUUCAGGGCAGUCAAAAGAGAAGGAGAACGCCCUUGCAGAACUGUCUGCCGAGGACAAUGUGGCACCUGCGUCGAGCACCUCCAGCGAGGGCGAGGUGAAAGAGGAUGACAUUGAAGGCUUGACGAAGGAGGAGCUCACCCAGAGCAUCAUAUCCUUCGUUGCUUGUUUGGCAGCGAUCUUCGACAUCGCUGUAGCUGUGUACUUCAUGCGACGCCUUGAAUCGGUUCCUGAGACCUUUGAGCUGGCCAAGAUAGGCACUUUCUCCACCUGCUUCCCUUCGGCAUUUGGAUGUCCCCGCCAGGGACUGGCAGCGCCAUUUGUGCGAGGGCAGAUCCAGUUGGCACCCUGGAUGCAAAUGGCCGGCGGGCAUUUCUUGGCUGGCUUGGAGGCAUUUUCACAUGUGUGGGUCAUCUUUCUCUUCGACCAGAACAGACACAGUAGCACUUCGUUCGACUCGGCGAGCUCGUUUUUGAAGCCCACUGUGCGCCCGCCAUGGCUAGCAGGGGAAGAUGGUCGGCGGGGGACACGUGGUGUCUUUGCCACAAGGUCACCUCACCGACCGAAUCCUGUCGGCUUGACACUCUGUCGCCUGGACCGCGUGGACCAGGCGGGAGCUACAAUCUAUGUGAGCGGCGUCGAUGUGGUGGAUGGCUCUGCGGUGUUGGACAUCAAGCCGUAUCACCCGGUAGAUGCCGUUGGUCAAGCGACUCCAGUUGAAGAGGGCACAUGCAACAGACAGGAGCUGCGAUUUGCAGAUUGGCUUCCGGAACCCAAAGCAUCAGCAGAAGUUACUUGGAGUAGUGCAGCUCUUGAACAACUCGAAGAACUUCAGCAUCUUUGCAGGUUCUAUCCGGACUUUCGAGACUCGGAGGAGAAUGUCACUUCAAUGCUGCACACAUCAACCGCGAUGCAGCAGCUCCGAAUGGCAGUUGACGAAGUGAUCGGUUUGGACCCACGACCGCCACAGUCUCGACGGCAGUCUCCUUCGAGCCGUAGGAGUACCACGUCACUUAUAUGGGCCAUGGAUUUCGAUGGCCUCAGCUUUGUAUUUCGGCUUCUGCCAGGCGAAGGCUCAGCUGCAAGAUUCCAGGUCGUGCAAGUUCUUAGCCUGGCUGGAAGAGCAGCACGUCUUUCAAAGGAUUGGCUGCAGGAGCUUCAAGCUGAGAUGGAGGACAGCAGCUUCCAAGAUGAGCAUGCGCAAAACACGUGCUGGAUUGCCCCUUUCUGA
Molecule: messenger RNA, 1824 nt
Organism: Effrenium voratum
Lineage: Eukaryota; Dinophyceae; Suessiales; Symbiodiniaceae
Source: the annotation of a GenBank genome assembly